UGCUCUUUACUUCCUAUCUAACCUCUGCAACUUCCACUUCCCAUCCCCUGCUACUUGCCCACCACAGAGUGAGAGAGAAACCAAAAUCUCACAACCAGAAUUGUUUUUUCUGUUCUGAAACUUGAAAACCAGAGCUUGUUACUAUCUUUGGCCAUUUCAUUCCAAAACCAUUAAUGGGUUUUCCGGCCCUUCUUCUCUCCUCUCUCCUGUUCUCUCUGUCUCUCCCAACUUGGGUCUGUGGGAAUGCAGAGCUCAGAGUUCUCAUGGACGUGAAAGCUGCUCUUGACCCAGAAAGCCGUUAUCUUUCUUCUUGGACUUCUAAUGGGAACCCAUGUGAUGGUUCUUUCGAAGGAGUGGCUUGCAACGAGAAGGGUCAAGUGGCUAACAUUUCCUUGCAGGGGAAGGGCCUCUCAGGGAAGCUCUCGUCCGCCAUUGAUGGCCUUAAGCACUUGACUGGCCUAUACUUGCAUUAUAACGCUCUCUAUGGUGAGAUACCCAAAGAAAUCGCCAACUUGGCCGAGCUCACUGAUUUGUAUUUGAAUGUCAAUCACUUCACUGGGGAAAUCCCUCUUGAGAUCGGCAAAAUGGAGAACUUGCAAGUUUUGCAGCUUUGUUAUAAUCAAUUGAAGGGAAGUAUUCCAACUCAACUUGGUGGUUUGAAGAAGCUUAGUGUUCUCGCUCUGCAGUCAAAUCAAUUAACUGGUGCUAUCCCUGCAAGUUUAGGCGACUUGGAAGUUUUAAUGAGGCUCGACUUGAGCUCUAACCGCCUAUUCGGUUCCAUUCCCUCUAAAUUAGCCGAUGCCUCUUCUCUGCAAGUUCUAGAUGUUCGCAAUAACACUCUCUCUGGGAAUGUACCAUCUGCUCUGAAGAGACUUGAAGAUGGAUUUUUGUAUGAAUACAAUCUGGGAUUGUGUGGAGCUGGGUUUUCAUCCUUGAAGACUUGCAGUGCUUCUGAUCAUGUUGAUCGAAGCAGGCCUGAACCCUUUGGAGCUGGUGUUCAUGGUCUAUCAUCAACGAGGGACAUUCCAGAAACUGCAAAUGUUCAGCUUCCCUGCAAUGGAAAUCAGUGCCAAAACUCAUCAAAAUCGAAACAAACAGCAACAACAUCUGUUACUGUUGGCAUAGUUGUGAUUGCUAUAGCAGUGUCAGCAGUUGGCAUUCUAACCUUUGUUCAUUAUCGCCGAAGGAAACAGAAGCUCGGAAACUCCUAUGAUGUCUCUGAUAGCCGCCUAAGUACUGAUCAAGCUAAACCUGUCAUAUACAGGAAAAAUGGCUCUCCUCUGAUCAGCCUUGAGUAUUCCAAUGGAUGGGACCCUUUAGCUGAUAGCCGGAACUUCAACGGAGACAGUCAAGACAUGUUCCAAAGUUUCCGGUUCAACUUGGAAGAGGUCGAAACGGCAACUCAGUAUUUCUCGGACUCGAAUCUGUUAGGGAAGAGCAACUUCAGUGCAACAUAUAAAGGAGUGUUGAGGGAUGGGUCUGUAGUUGCUGUGAAGAGCAUCAGCAAAAGUAGUUGCAAGUCAGAUGAAGCUGAGUUUUUGAAGGGACUGAACAUUUUGACAUCAUUGAGGAAUGAGAAUCUAGUGAGGCUCAGAGGUUUUUGUUGUUCCAGGGGACGAGGAGAGUGCUUUCUGGUUUAUGAUUUUGUUCCUAAUGGAAAUCUGUCACGCUACCUUGAUGUCAAGGAAGGUGAUGGAGAAGUCCUUGAAUGGUCAACCAGAGUUUCCAUUGUCAAAGGGAUUGCUAAAGGUAUUGCAUAUUUACACGCACACAAAGCGAACAAACCUGCACUUGUUCACCAAAACAUCUCGGCUGAGAAAGUGCUCAUUGAUCAGCGAUUCAAUCCAUUGCUUUUGGAUUCUGGUCUCUGCAAGGUCCUCACCAAUGACAUCGUCUUCUCGGCACUCAAGGCCAGCGCGGCGAAGGGCUAUCUAGCUCCGGAGUACACCACCACCGGCCGGUUCACCGAGAAAAGUGACGUGUAUGCUUUUGGAUUGGUGGUUUUGCAGAUCCUCUCAGGGAAGCAGAAGAUCACGAGCACAAUGCGCCUCUUGGCAGAAUCUUCGAGGUUCCUGGAAGUUAUGGACCCGAAUCUUCAUGGCAAGUUCUUCGAAUUCGAGGCAGCUAAGCUGUUGAAGAUGGGUCUGGUUUGUUCACACGAGUCUCCUUUUGAGAGGCCAUCCAUGGAAGCCAUUGUUCAAGAACUGAGCAAUUGUAGUAGCUGUCUGUGAUUUGGGUUAACUUUAACUGUCACUAACUGCUAAUGGUGGUUGACCAUUUUGACGUCAACAUGGGUCUGGUCACCACGAACAAGCUUUCAUGUUGAUCUGUGUAGGAGGGUAUGUUGUAACUUGUAAGCUUAUCAGAGAAGGGUUUUAAGUAGCUUCUUGUUCUCUAGUCACCUGUAAUUUUGUUGAAUAUUUUUUCUAAGGUGAAUGCCUCUUUCAGUUUUCAA
Molecule: messenger RNA, 2455 nt
Organism: Prosopis cineraria
Lineage: Eukaryota; Viridiplantae; Streptophyta; Magnoliopsida; Fabales; Fabaceae
Product: LRR receptor-like serine/threonine-protein kinase GSO2
Exons: 4
Coding region: 174-2231 (685 amino acids)
Biological process (GO): protein phosphorylation
Molecular function (GO): protein binding; protein kinase activity; ATP binding
Source: RefSeq, a predicted model, not a curated record